UUCGUGUAUCAACUUGCAUCUUUUUAAGCUUAUUACAUUUUGCUCAAACAAGCCACAAUGGCGACGGACGCUGCAGUGAGCAAAGACGGACUUUUCAUUCCCCUCAUCGAUUUCUCAAGAUUCCUGAAUGGCGAUUCGUCCACACGCUUGGAGACGGCCAAGGCCAUUCUCAAAGGCUUCCAGGACGCUGGCUUCAUCUAUCUCAAAAACCAUUCCAUUUCCCAAGACACGGUGAGACAUGCUUUUGCCACGUCAGCAAACUUCUUCGCGCAGCCUUUAGAGAAGAAAGCCGCGCUGGAGUGGACUACUCCACAGGCCAAUCGCGGUUAUGUGGCUCACGGGCGAGAAAAGGUCUGCCAGCUGGAUGACGCUGCGGAAGUAGAAAAGAUUCGCAGCGCAGUCCCGGACUUGAAAGAGAGCUUUGAAAUCGGCCGCGAUGAUGAGGCCGGCCACCCGAACAACUGGCCCGAGGAACAAGGCGCAGUUACGGGCUUCAAGGAAGACAUGAAGAGCUUCUUUCAGGAGUGCAAAGCUUUGCAUCUAGAGGUUAUGCGGGCUAUUGCUACGGGGAUGAGCUUUGAAGAAACCUUUUUUGACAGAUUUCUGGAUGUUGGCGAUAACACCCUACGGCUGCUGCAUUACCCAGAAGUCAGGUCUGAUGUUUUCAACACCCCGGGCCAAGUCCGUGCUGGGGAACACAGCGAUUAUGGAUCAAUCACGUUACUCUUCCAAGACAACCGCGGUGGCCUGCAGGUCAAGAGUCCAAACGGGAAUUUUAUCGACGCAACUCCCAUCGAAAACACCAUCGUUGUCAACGCCGGAGACUUACUGGCGAGAUGGAGCAACGAUACGAUCAAGAGCACCAUUCAUCGUGUAGUUGAGCCCCCACGAAAGGAAGGCAAGACGUAUCCUUCACGGUACAGCAUUGCAUAUUUUUGCAAUCCCAACUUCAAGGACCUCAUCGAAGUGCUGCCGGGAACAUAUGCAACGGAGAAAGAGAAGAAGUAUGAGAGCAUAAACAGCGGCGAUUAUCUUGUCCAGAGACUCACUGCAACAUAUUAACGGAAAAGGAUGGCAUGUGUGUUUGUGUGGGUGAGCAAGCGUGUUUGUUGAUUUGGCGAGAAAAGAGAAGAAAACGCCCGCUCUUCUCGCAUGGCAUGACUUGAACCCUGCAAUACCCGGGCUGGGAUUCGCCGCAGGCACCCACCAGGUCCGGGCAAGCCAAUGAUGGCGAAAACGUGUUCGCGUCCAGCCUCAGCUAAAGAGGGGUCGUGUCAUGUGCGAAGAGCUACGAGGAUGUUUUGGAUGUGGGGGUGGCUUUUUGAUGGCAAUCCUACAGGCUUAUUUAUUUGGUAUAUAAGCUUCUGCCUUUUGAGCUUUCAUCGUCCCGUCACCAUUUACCUAAUCCAAAAAAUGUCUUGAAAAAUGUUCAUUCCAUUGCCUUGG
Trichoderma atroviride IMI 206040 is the source of this 1446-nucleotide messenger RNA. RefSeq lists its product as uncharacterized. Gene Ontology annotation, molecular function: 2-oxoglutarate-dependent dioxygenase activity. NCBI's taxonomy places the organism in Eukaryota, Fungi, Ascomycota, Sordariomycetes, Hypocreales, Hypocreaceae. The record is from RefSeq and is a predicted model, not a curated record.